Molecule: messenger RNA, 2331 nt
Organism: Anastrepha ludens (Mexican fruit fly)
Lineage: Eukaryota; Metazoa; Arthropoda; Insecta; Diptera; Tephritidae
Gene: Pp4-19C
Product: serine/threonine-protein phosphatase 4 catalytic subunit
Exons: 3
Coding region: 364-1473 (369 amino acids)
Biological process (GO): peptidyl-serine dephosphorylation; double-strand break repair via homologous recombination
Cellular component (GO): cytoplasm; nucleus
Molecular function (GO): protein serine/threonine phosphatase activity
Source: RefSeq, a predicted model, not a curated record
UCGAAAACUGCAGAACUUAUGUUAAACACAUAUUAAUAUGACAUUUUCUUAAAUCUGGCAACUCCUCUGGUAGCGAAUGAAGCCAAUGAGCGCGGUGAUUUUCUUUGAUUGUGGACAGUAACUAAAAUAAUUCUUAUUGCAUUUGCAAACAAAAAACAACUAGAAAUAUUAAAAAACACGUAGAAAUAAAGCGAAGAUUUUCCUUGAAACUACUUCGUUGUGGCUGCGUACUAAGUGAAGGGUGCAGGCAGAAGUUGCCAACUUAGGAGCAGCAUUGUGCUGCCCUUCCUUCAAACGCUCCGCAUGACUGCUGCCCAACAUUGAGCAUUGGCCCAGUUCCUAACCGUUUCCUACUUUUUGUACAUGCUAAAUACAACCGCCGGCAAGAUCACCAUCAAAACUUCACAAAACUUCGCAAACUCCUCCUCCCCCGUGAGCAGUAGUAGCAGCAGCAGCAGCAGCAGAAACCGCAGUUAUAGCUUCAGCUCUGACAGCGCCGCAGCUGCGUCAGUAUCAGAUAACGUCAAUUCCGGCUCCGGUAGCCACAGUAUGACUGAUUAUAGCGACUUGGAUCGUCAGAUCGAGCAGCUGAAACGCUGUGAAAUCAUUAGAGAAAACGAAGUAAAGGCGCUCUGUGCCAAAGCGCGCGAAAUACUUGUCGAAGAAGGCAAUGUGCAACGUGUUGAUUCGCCCGUUACAGUGUGCGGCGAUAUUCACGGUCAGUUCUAUGAUCUAAAGGAAUUGUUUAAAGUAGGAGGGGAUGUGCCCGAAAAGAACUACUUGUUCAUGGGCGAUUUCGUGGAUCGUGGCUAUUACAGUGUGGAAACAUUUCUGCUGCUGUUGGCGCUGAAAGUGCGUUAUCCAGAUCGCAUCACAUUGAUACGCGGCAACCACGAAUCACGUCAAAUUACACAAGUAUAUGGAUUCUAUGACGAAUGCCUACGUAAAUAUGGAUCUACAGCCGUUUGGCGCUAUUGCACCGAAAUCUUUGACUAUCUCAGCUUGUCGGCUAUCAUUGACGGGAAGAUAUUUUGUGUGCAUGGUGGCCUCUCGCCGUCUAUACAGUAUUUAGACCAGAUAAGAACGAUCGAUCGCAAGCAAGAGGUGCCACAUGACGGACCCAUGUGCGAUCUAUUAUGGAGUGACCCUGAAGAUCAGACGGGUUGGGGUGUAUCACCACGCGGAGCAGGCUAUUUAUUCGGCUCGGAUGUGGUUUCACAAUUCAAUCGUACCAACGACAUUGACAUGAUCUGCCGCGCUCAUCAACUGGUCAUGGAGGGAUUCAAAUGGCAUUUCAAUGAGACUGUGCUGACAGUGUGGUCUGCGCCGAACUACUGUUAUAGAUGCGGAAAUGUGGCUGCAAUUUUGGAAUUAAACGAGUACCUGCAUCGAGAUUUUGUAAUAUUCGAAGCUGCACCGCAAGAAAGCAGAGGUAUACCAUCCAAAAAGCCGCAAGCCGAUUACUUCCUCUAAGCAGAAAAAGCAAUCGGAUCAAUCAACAGGACAGCAACUGAAAUCGACAUUUUGCGGACUAACUAAUGCAGAGAGAAACGUGAAAGCGAUAUUUCGCUGCAGGGAAUAUCGAAUUUUAGGGGCUGUUUAGAUAACGAGUAGCAACUUUUUGUUCGACUUUCACUUCUCUUAGUCUAUUUUACUGUAAGUUAUUUGUGCGUACGUUUUAUGUUAGAAAGAAAAUCGUUGGUACAUUCUAUCGUAAAUCUGCUAAUUCUUCAUUUAUCACAAAGGACUGACCCCUUAGCAUCAUUGUUUUAUAAACAUAAUUCAAUAAUCCAACUAACUGCCCAAGUAAUGCCGAAGCGUGCAGGUUUUCAAACAUUUCGAUUGGUAUGCAACGCUUACUCCUUUAAUUCGCAACGGCGCGUAGGUCCUCAUUUUUGUCUAUGCAGCAUACAACCAAUUUAAAGAAAUUCUACACAAUUUUACGGUUUAAAGAGAUUUAUUGCUGCAAUUUAAGGUCUGGCAGCAAGAACAGCAAUCUGCAUUAACAAAAUAUCAUUUUUUGAUAGUAAUAAAUAAUUAAAUAGAAAAGUAAACUCGUAAAUGUAUUGUAAAUUAAAACACAAUUCAAGUCAACUAAUUAGUGCAUGGAAGGAACGCAAAAUUUUGAGAUAUAUAAAACUGCCAUUUUGUGUAAUUCGUCUUAUUUUCUCAAAACCAUGAAACUAAACCAUGAAAAAACAUUUCCAACAACUCCCUGAAACUACCAAAAUAUAGAGAAAAACAACAAAACAUGUAAGAAAAUAUUAGAUAAAACCACUUUGUUGGACAUUGAAGUGCAUAUUUCCAUAGAAAAGAUGUGGCCAACAAAAA